Rosa rugosa (rugosa rose) is the source of this 1322-nucleotide messenger RNA. RefSeq lists its product as uncharacterized. The transcript has 4 exons. Gene Ontology annotation, cellular component: nucleoplasm; mitochondrion. The coding region runs from base 430 to 1203 and encodes 257 amino acids. Gene Ontology annotation, molecular function: cadherin binding. The record is from RefSeq and is a predicted model, not a curated record. Lineage: Eukaryota; Viridiplantae; Streptophyta; Magnoliopsida; Rosales; Rosaceae.
AUUUGCUCCUCUGACUUUUUUUUUUUUUUUUUCCGAUCAUCUCUUCAACUACCUCUCUGGUUUUCUACACUUUAGCCUUGGUUGCUGUCAUGCUAAUGUCAAACAAUUGCUCAUCUUGUUAUAAAACCUGACGGAUGCCUCAAUUUCGAUCAAACAUUCAUGAACAUAAGCUUUCCGCAAAAUCCAUUAUGACGAUUCUUUUUAAAUAAUUGAAUAACAUGUCUCGUAUGGAGUAAAAUUUAGUGUUGUCAGAGCGAUAUAAAGAUGUAUGCAAUUCAUAGGACUUUAAGAGAACUCAGUUUCUUCCCCCGUCAUAUGGGAAGUGAGCAGGUGAUGGGCGCCAUUGCGUGUCCUUUUGUUGCUCGAUUGUGACAUUUGCUUCUUCAUGUGAUAAAAGAUGGAGCACACAAAGGUUAUUCUUAACAAUGUAUGAGACGCAAAAGUCGCUCUCCAACUCCAAGACGUCGUAAAAGUCGCUCUCCAACCCCAAGACGUCGUAAAAGUCGUUCUCCAACUCCAAGGCGUCGUAAAAGUCGCUCUCCAACUCCAAAACGUCGGAAAAGUCGCUCUCCAAUUUUGAAACGUUAUAAGAGGCAGAGAAGUAGGAGCUCUUCAUUGUCUCCUGUUCACAAAACUCCUACUUCAAGUCUCGGAUCAUUGGAGAAGAAAAAUGCAAGUGAAAAAUUAAGAAAGGAAGAGGAAGAACAGAAGAAAAGGCGACAACAUGAAGCAGAAUUGAAGCUCAUAGAAGAAGAGACCUCAAAAAGAGUGGAAGAAGCAAUUCAGCGGAAAGUUGAGGAGAGCUUGAAUUCUGAGGAGAUUAAAGUAGAAAUACAGACGCGGAUGGAGGAGGGACGAAAGAAGCUUCUAAAUGAAGUUGCGGCUCAACUUGAGAAGGAAAAGGAAGCAGCUAUUAUUGAGGCUAGACAUAAGGAGGAACAAGACCAGAAAGAGAAAGAAGAGCUAGAAGGGAUGCUUGAAGAGACUCGGAGAAGGGUAGAAGAAGCUCAAAGAAGGGAAGCUUUGGAGCAGCAGAGGAGGGAGGAGGAGCGGUACAGAGAGCUAGAAGAGCUCCAGAGACAAAAGGAAGAGGCGAUGCGAAGGAAGAAACAAGAGGAGGAGGAACAACGGUCUAACCAAAUGAAGCUGUUGGGUAAGAACAAAUCCCGGCCAAAAUUGUCAUUUGCACUUGGAUCCAAAUAGACAAUUUGUAUUGAACUUAUGUCCUUAGAGCCGAUUGCAUUUGUGUACUAAGAAUCUGAGAACAUUUGAUCAAAACAGUUUUUGGUUUAUAAUGUAAUCAGUUCUCAAUUGUUUGCGUC